CCGCGUUCACGGCUGACUAAUCAGAAGUCUCAAUUCUAAGCGCCGCCAUUCACGCCUCAACAAGCGGCUUUUCUGUUCAGUUCGUUAAUAAGUCAAUGUUCUUAGCGAGUUCAACUCCGGAAAAUAAUGUGAAAGUUCUCACAACAUGUCGAGGAGAUUCCUGCUGGGUUUUGACAUGUUUCAGCGGCAGCAGCAGCAGCCUCACAGAGACAGUGUGCCAAUGGGUCAGAUAGCGUUAGCUUUACUUUAGCUAGUUAGUUAGCCUGGGGUUCAGGUCUGUAGGUGAUUAGUGAUGCACUGGGAAAGAUAAACGUCAUCAUUUAUAUUCUUUUUUUUUUUUAUUUUAUUUCACGCACACCUGUAUCUCAGCUACCUCAGUCUGAUUGCCCAAAGGUCCAUGCCAACAUGGAUUUUCCUCCAAGCAAACGACAUAGAGGAUCACACAAUGAAGAUCCAGCUGGGACAGAUGUUUUCGGGGAUGAAGAAGACUUCACGCAGGACGACUUGGAGGAAAUUGACAUCAUCGCGUCACAGGCCUUCACAAAAGACGCUCAAGCCACAAGCAGCAAGAGAAGUUUUGCUUCCAUUUCUGUUUAUCCAGAGCAGAACAAAGAACCUAAAAAAGAGGGCAGGAAAACCUUUGCCAUUGAAAACAGCCAUCCAAGCAGCAGCCCAUAUAACAACAUGGAACCUAAAGGAAAUUAUACAGCUGACUUUGAAGGAAAUGCCCAAAACAGAGAUGAACUGUAUUACAGCCACCUGGAAGCACAACAAGCCGAGCUAAAGAGAAAGCUGAAGGAGGUCGAGGAACAGAUCCUGAUGAAGAACGGCGAGAUCCGGGUUCUGCGAGACUCCCUUAGGCUGGCCAAUCAGGAGAAGGAGCAGCAGAAACAGGCUUAUCUCGAGCUGGAGAAAGAAAAAGUUCAUAUCCAGAGUGAAAAAGAGAAGGAGCUUUCUAAAAAGUUUGAGUCCCUGAAGUCUGAGUUGCACUUUAAGCAAGCUGAAAUGAAUGAAAUGAGGAAUAAACUGCAGAGCUCUGAGCGUGGUGCGAAGAUAGUUGGAACCCCUGUAAGAAACAGUGGGAAUUCUCCAGGAAGUCGGGCGUUUGUAACUAAGGAGUCCUUCUCAGCCGAGUUACCUGUAAAACCAUCAGUAGCCAAAAGCCAGCAUGUAGAGGGUGAGAAACAAAUCCAUGGAAAAAGUGAUGAGGAGCAUGUGAGCCCAGCAACCCGGGAUACAGAUGAGCUUCAUUACAAAGGUCCUGUAUUAUUAAAUCUGCUGCUUCAGCACCCUUUGGAGCCGAGCUCUUUAGGCCUUUGUCACUUGCUGUGCAUCAGUCCAGAUGCUCUUCCUGCCAUAUUCACACAGUUAGACUACACUAGUCCCACUUCUUCUGUCGGUUCCAGCACUUCCUCCACAGAUACCCGGCUGCUCCAUCAGCCCCGAGUGUACUUCCAUCAGUAUCAGAGUCAGGCUAUGUCGGGACUGGCCAGGCUUACGCACUGUCCUUCCACUCAGCUCUUCAGAAAGUCAUGUCCUUCUGCUGUCCAUCUGCUUCCUUUACUUCACUACCACAUCAGCCUUUAUUGCCAGACCCUUGAGACCAUUGACAGAUCAGGAAAGAGCCCUCUUCAAGCAGCAGCGCUAUCGGGAGGCUCAGACAGCAGCUCUGCUUCCACAGUUGAGGAGUCUUUAGGUGCCCAGGAGGAAUUUGCCUUAGCAGCUAUGAAAGCUCUUUAUCACAUUGUGUGUGAAAGCGGUGAAGCUGUAAAUUCUGUUCUGAGUGAUCAGGGGGGAAAGGAUUCAGAAAAGUCCAGUGGAAACCGAUGCAGUCAACCUCAGAGUGCAGGUCACAGCAGCACUGCAGACAAAGCCUGUAAUGAGCUGCAAUCUCACAGUCUUCUGCUCCAGAAGCUCUUCCAGUUGGUGGAUUUGAAGUUUGUUAGUAACGCGUGUCGCAGAGAAGCUGUGGUGAACUGCAGUCUCAGGAUUCUGUGUGCGCUGGCUGAGAGAGCCGAGGAGAGCCAGCUGUGGAGAUUUCAGGUGGUGUUGGCAAGUCAAGCUGUUACCCAAAAUGUAUCUUUGGAAUCACCAUACAGUACCGUUUGUCUCUUUGUGAGAUUUCUGGCACUUCUGGUGGAUUGUGACAAAAUAGCACACAAGCUUUGCUCUCAUAACUAUGUUUGUCCAUUCGUACAGUUUUUCCUGUAUGUGACUUCCAGACCGAAUAAAGUUGUUACAGAAGACAUGUGGUCACGUUUGGAAGUUGAGGUUGUCCGAUUGUUGUCAAAACUGUUCACGCAGAAAACGUCGACGUGGACUGCUUUCAGUGCAGAAUGUAACUGUCCAUGCAGCAGUGAGGUGGUCCGGACCGUAGUAGUGGUGUUACACAGACAAUGGUUAAGUAUAAAAAAUCAGGAGAAGCAUGUGGGCGGUGUUCAGACCUGGACGAGUGCAGGUGUUCACUCACUGAGGGAGACUCUUAUGUUAUUGCACUGGCUUCUCCUGAAUGACUCGUCUUUCUCCAUGCACUGCCUGGAUGUGUUGCAUAUGUACCACCAGAUCAUCCCUGCCAUCAGAGACACACUGCGUAGGAUCCCGGACCUCUCAGAGUGUGAAGAACUGGCUAUAGAAGAUCUUUGUCGACCAGAAGCUGAGGAAGUAGAAGAUAUGGACAUUGACACAGCUUCUUGACCAGAAGUGAAGAUGAAGAAAAUGACAAUAAACAGCAUGUUUCUA
Molecule: messenger RNA, 2739 nt
Organism: Silurus meridionalis
Lineage: Eukaryota; Metazoa; Chordata; Actinopteri; Siluriformes; Siluridae
Product: ATR interacting protein
Exons: 15
Coding region: 406-2694 (762 amino acids)
Biological process (GO): DNA damage checkpoint signaling; DNA repair
Source: RefSeq, a predicted model, not a curated record